This is a messenger RNA of Didymodactylos carnosus, 1233 nucleotides long. The record is from the annotation of a GenBank genome assembly. Lineage: Eukaryota; Metazoa; Rotifera; Eurotatoria; Philodinida; Philodinidae.
AUGCAUAGAGUAGUAACUCCGUUUGCUUGCCUCACAGAGUUUGCUGGUUGGUCUGUUGAGAACGAAAUAUUAUUUCCGAUUGGUACGAUGUUUGUAAUUGAAUCAGUCGAGAAAAAGACAAGUAUAUCUAAUCAAGAAUAUUGGUAUGCUAAAUUAUCUCUAUGCGUCGAUUAUGACCUAGUUGAGCAAAGGUCAAAUAGCACGGCGGAUAUUAUGAUAUUACAUUUGAUCGAACUUUGUCGUCGGCUACCAUCUGAUUCGGAUAUUGGACGACAAAAGAUAUUCCGUCAAUGUCGAAAAUAUUAUUCUUCUAGCGAAUCGCAAUUAAGGAAAUUAGAAGAGUUUAGUCAAAGUUAUAGCCCUUCAAACACUAUAAUGUGGUAUACACGAGAUUCAUUUCUUUAUCGUACAUUAAAUAGAGCAUUACGAACUAAUAAUUAUCGUAUAAUAAUUAAUUUUAGUUUUUUCAUACUGGAUCUUCACGCGCAGCUUGUCAAGACUUAUGAAGACUUUUCAAAAUUAUUGCUGAAUCAACUGAAUCCGAAUGUAUUAACUGUCUAUCGCGGCCAACAAAUAACUCUAUUCGAACUAGACAAAAUUAAGCGAAAUGUGGGACAGCUGAUUACAUUUAGAACGUUUCCGUCAGCCAGUCUGUCGCGAGAUGUUGCCCUUAUAUACGCUGGCAACGAUACACUCCAAUCAAACUACAAGUCUGUCUUAUUCAAAAUCGAUAUCGAGGUAACUCAGCGUAUAACAGAACCGUUUGCAAAUGUCGAAGACUUCAGUUUUUUUCCAGACGAAAAUGAGGUGUUGUUUUCAGCUGGAACAAUAUUCCGCGUUCGGGCUGUUCAACAAAUAAAAGAUGAAAACGUUUGGAUCGUUCAUUUAAAAAUGUGUAACGACGACGAUGAUCAAGUCAGAGUGAUUAAGAGGUUUAUUAAUGCUGUAUUGUCAAAAAUAGACGAAAUCAAACAAAACACAUAUGGAACAGAUGUUGUAGAAGGUUUAUGCAAUUUAUUACGUUCAACCAACGGCAUGAGAAUAACUCCAGUAACAAUCGACGAAUCGAUACCGAUGUAUCAGCAAAACAUCUGCGCACCUGAAAGCAGCCCGCUUCUCAAUUCGCUAAACCAGCGUUUGAACUGUCCACGUUGCGGCAAAAGUCACAAAAACAGGAAGCGGCAAGUUCAAUUAUACCGACAGUGGUUAAAUCAAAUAGGAGGAAUUUUUUAA